UCUCUCUCUCCAGUAUCACUUCCACUCAUGAACAGGGAAACUUCAGUUUGGACCCAAACUCCCCGUCACUGAAGAUGACUCCACGCAGCAUUCCUGGCUGGUUAUUUGGAUUAUUUCUGCUCGCCCUGCGGUUCUGCAGCCGCUGCUCCUCUGCCUAUCAGCUGCUGGACGAGCGCGGCCCACAGGGAGCCCUGGACCUGACGGAGUUGAUUGGCGUUCCGCUCCCUCCCUCCGUCUCCUUCGUCACGGGCUUCGAAGGCUACCCGGCCUACAGCUUCGGCCCGGACGCCAACGUGGGCCGCCUCACCAAGUCAUUCAUCCCUGACCCGUUCUACCAUGACUUCGCCAUCACGGUCACGGCGAAGCCCACGACGAGGCGUGGCGGCGUGCUGUUCGCCAUCACGGACGCGUAUCAGAAAAUUGUACACUUAGGUGUAGCGUUAUCUGAGGUAGAGGAUGGUUCCCAGAAGGUCAUCUUGUACUACACCGACCCAGAAACAAGUGGAGGAACACAAGAAGCUGCUUCCUUUAAAAUGGGCGACCUGACGGGAAGAUGGGCGAGGUUCACCCUGACUGUACAGGGUUCGCAGGUGCGUCUCUUCAUGGACUGCGAGGAGUACCACAGGGUGGACUUCUCCAGGAGUGUGCGUCCGCUGACCUUCGAGGCCAGCUCGGGGAUCUUCGUGGGGAAUGCUGGGGGGACGGGCCUGGCCAGAUUUGUGGGCUCCAUCCAGCAGCUGGUGUUGAAGUCGGAUCCCACGGCCCCAGAUGACCAGUGUGAGGAGGAUGAUCCUUAUGCGUCCGGGUACGGGAGCGGUGACGAUACGUACGAGGACAUCGAGAGACCCGACGAAGUGAAGAAGAUCGUGGAGGAGAGGGCGUUUAACAUGUUCCCGGAGCCCACCGACAGCACGCCAGUCCGGGCUCCGCCCACUGAGGUGACCCCAACCGAUGACGAGGACAUGGAGGAGACUUCUGGACAGGAAGUGGAAGCGAGCACAGCUGGAGUGAAACCAUUUGAAACGAUAACUGUGACCUCUAAGCCCAGCGUGCCUCUCCAGAUGUCUCCGGGACAGAAAGGAGAACCGGGAGACCCGGGUCCGGCCGGUCCUCCGGGACUGCCCGGACCUCCAGGACCGGCCUUGGGGGAGGGAUCGGGAGCUGAGCCUGGACCACGGGGCCCACCAGGACCACGAGGACCUGAAGGGCCAGCUGGACCUCCAGGGACCAAUGGAACGCCUGGAAGCAAAGGUGAAACCGGCCCACCGGGAUUCCCUGGAAUACCUGGUCCUCAAGGAGAGAAGGGUGACCCUGGAGUUGGACUACCUGGUCCUCCAGGGCCUCCUGGACCUCCCGGUCGACCCAGCAAGUCUUCAGUGUCCCUGGAGGGGUCUGGAUUUGAAGAUUUCGACAGCGACGCAGAGAUUAUUCGCGGUCCUCCGGGACCUCCAGGCCCUCCUGGACCUCCAGGACGCCCGUCUGAGGGGCCGCUCAGCGGACCGCCGGGGCCCCCGGGGAGAGACGGGCUGGAUGGGCAGAAGGGCGAAGCUGGACUUCCUGGAAUUGAUGGAAAAGAUGGAGAUCCGGGACCUGCAGGAGAGAAAGGAGACAAGGGAGAGCCUGGUGUGAGCGGGCAGCCAGGACCAAAGGGAGAGGAGGGCCCGGCAGGGUUCCCAGGUAUACCGGGUCCAGAGGGGCAGCCUGGUCCCAGGGGUCCACCCGGUCCUCCAGGACCUCCAGGAAGAGGACUAGCCAUGGACUUUGAGGACCUGGAAGGAUCUGGCUGGUUGGGUUUUGGAGGUCCGCAGUCCAGAGGUCCUGAGGGUCCUCCAGGACUUCCUGGACCUCCAGGACCAAAGGGUGAAGAUGGUUUACCAGGACUGCCUGGGCCAGAAGGUCGAAAGGGCGAGCCUGGUUUUAUAGGGCGACCCGGUUUUCCAGGCAUGGAAGGACAAAAAGGAGCAGAGGGACUCAAAGGGGACAAAGGUGAUCCAGGACUAAAGGGCCAAGCUGGACGGGAUGGAAUCGGUCUGCCCGGCCCACCAGGACCACCCGGGCCUUCAGGACCGGCCAUCAGCCUCCAGGAUCUUCUACUUAAUGACACAGAUGGUUCGUUCAACUUCUCAGGGAUUUAUGAAGGACUUGCUGGUUUAAAGGGCGACACUGGGCUGCCUGGAAUAUCAGGACCUCCAGGGCUCAAAGGUCAAAAGGGCGAGCCGGGAUUCGUGCUCGCAGCAGAUGGAUUCAUGUCGGGUCAGGGCGGACCACAGGGACCCAAAGGAAGCAAGGGAGAUGUUGGCGUAUCAGGAUUGCCUGGAAUUCAAGGGCCAGUGGGACCACCAGGACCCAAAGGAGAGUUUGGCUUUCCUGGACGACCAGGUCGUCCAGGGACGAUGGGUCCCAAAGGAGAGAAGGGAGAUGCUCCAGGCCUACCGGGCCCCCCCGGCCCUCCUGGACCUCCAGGCCGACCAGGAAUCUUCAGCUGCCCCAAAGGAACCGUGUUCCCCAUCCCUCCCAGACCUCACUGCAAAAUGGCCCUUCAUCCUAAUGGAUCUAUUGCAAACGGCGUCUGUCAAAUGGGACCCAAAGGAGAGAAGGGAGACCGAGGACUUCCUGGGAUUCCAGCUCCACCAAGUCCCUAUAUUUCCAGAGGAGGCUGGGAGUUGGGGGGUGAGCAGGGCAUCAAGGGAGAGAAGGGAGACAAGGGGGAGGCGGGGUUUCCUGGGCAACCGGGAUUCCCCGGGAGACCGGGUCCAGUGGGGCCAAAAGGAGAGUCCGUGCUGGGACGCCCAGGCCCCCCUGGAGUGCCAGGUUCACCCGGUAUCCCUGGCUAUGGCAGACCUGGACCUGUUGGUCCUCCUGGGCCACCAGGACCACCAGGACCCCCUUCAAGAUACGGUUCAGCUCUGACUAUCUCUGGACCUCCAGGACCUCCGGGACCACCUGGGUCACCAGGUCUUUCAAGUAGCGCAGCAGCUAUGAAAAUUUAUCAAACUCGUGAGAGCAUGAUGCAGAGCACCGUCCGAGACGCUGAGGGCACGCUGUCCUACGUCACAGGAUCAGGAAGUCUCUUCCUCAAGGUUCCACAGGGAUGGAAAGAGAUCCAGCUCGGCAGUCUGAUCUACCUCUCAAAUAACAUCAUUCCACAAGACGAGCCUCAAGUUGCAUAUCACAUGAGAGGCGACACGAUGGAAAGAGUACUGACAGUGAAAGAAAGACUGAGCCUCGUGGCGUUGAACCAGCCCCACACUGGGCGCAUGAUGGGGCUGGACAUGGCGGACCGGAUGUGCUACGAGCAGGCCAAAGCAAUGGGCCUGGCGCCCAACUACCGCGCCUUCAUGUCAUCCAACAGGCAGGACCUGGUCCACGUGGUCUAUCCUGGGUUCAGGGAGUCUCUGCCAAUCACCAACCUCAGAGGAGACGUGAUGUUCAGGAACUGGCGCUCACUUUUCAAUGGCGACGGCGCUCCGAUCAAUGCCAGGAUACCCAUCUACUCCUUUGAUGGCCGGGAUGUGUUAGCUGACCCCUUCUGGCCCCAGAAGAGCAUCUGGCACGGCUCCACCAGCAGGGGCCUCCGCCUGCUGGACAAGCACUGUGAGACGUGGCGGGCCGACCACAUGUCGGUCGCCGGCCAGUCAUCCAGCCUGACCUCGGGGCUCCUCGGCCAGCAGACGCGGAGCUGCUCCAACCAGUACAUCGUCCUCUGCAUCGAGACACACAAGAACCUCUGAACCUCCGCUCAGCCCAUCCCCUGCCCGCCGCUUCAGACGGCAUUGAUUCCAGCACGAAGACAAAUGUUUUAAAGGUUUUUGCUCUGUUUUUAAGAGUGGAUAGAGUGGAGUUUAGGGCGAGUGGCUCAUUCCUCACAGUAGCCCACAGAAAUCAUGAAUCUAGAGCCGAAAGCCAAGAUCUGGAGCAGAGAUCAAAGCCUCAAAGUAUCAUCAAGCAUUGGAAAGGCCAAAGCUCCACUCAGGCUAAUGUCUCCAUUUUAAAAUGACUCCCAACCCGACACCCCCCAUUCUACACUGGACACAUCAGCUGUGGAGUCUCCGUGGAGGAGGGACUGUGACAUCUAACCCGCCGAGAGAAAGCUCUCCACAAAAUACAUCGGCAUAAUGACAUAAUCGUACAAAAUACGGUGUUUUUUUAACUUGUACAAUAAAACGUUCAUUGUCCGUGG
Messenger RNA from Salarias fasciatus (jewelled blenny), 4180 nucleotides. Its product is annotated as collagen alpha-1(XVIII) chain-like. Gene Ontology annotation, biological process: extracellular matrix organization. The coding region runs from base 75 to 3731 and encodes 1218 amino acids. The transcript has 44 exons. The record is from RefSeq and is a predicted model, not a curated record. NCBI's taxonomy places the organism in Eukaryota, Metazoa, Chordata, Actinopteri, Blenniiformes, Blenniidae. Gene Ontology annotation, molecular function: extracellular matrix structural constituent conferring tensile strength.